This is a messenger RNA of Salvelinus fontinalis (brook trout), 2195 nucleotides long. Its product is annotated as tubulin alpha chain-like. Gene Ontology annotation, cellular component: cytoplasm; microtubule. The record is from RefSeq and is a predicted model, not a curated record. Bases 563 to 1996 code for a protein of 477 amino acids. Gene Ontology annotation, biological process: microtubule cytoskeleton organization; mitotic cell cycle. Lineage: Eukaryota; Metazoa; Chordata; Actinopteri; Salmoniformes; Salmonidae. The transcript has 5 exons. Gene Ontology annotation, molecular function: structural constituent of cytoskeleton; GTP binding.
GACAGUAUAAAACCCCCACCGUGGCCCCCUCCCCCAUUACAGCCUUCAUUCUCCGAAUCCUCAACGUCGGCCGAAGGAAAGAAAUCUGUCAAAAUGAUAGCAUUAAAAGCCACACUGCCGUUGUUGGAUAGGCUGUGGGUUUGGGUGCAGUGGAGACGGACUCAGCACUGUGACGAAGGGGACUCAGAGCAUGUGGGGCUGACGCCAGAGAACUGGCACAGUUUCCUCCACCAGCGGGAGGAAAGCACAUUACAGUCAGAAGCACUUGCCUCAAUUUGACGUAGAAAUGAAUUUUCAAGAACAAUUAUUCCAUUUGUUUGGGUGGAGAGGUAUUUACAAAAUUGUUUACUUGAACAUUUGUUUUGGCUAAAUGCUAUUUUUUUGUACUUUCAUUCUUGAGUAAUAACAGGGGAGGGGAUUUUUGUAUCUGGGUUGAGCAGUUAUGACGGGAAAAAAAGUUUGAGUAUGGUUCUAGAGGACACAAUCAGAUAUCCUGUCUGUGCGUUACACAAAGCAGCGCGCUUUGGCACUGAGGGCUGAGUGGGGAGUGGCCUGCCGGGCUAUGGAUUUUUCCUCUGUAGCACUGGGAGUUCAUAACUGCACUGCUGGUUUCAUUGGAGAACGACUGCCCCCUCUCAUUGAAGACAGGCGUGAGUGUAUUUCUAUGCAUGUCGGCCAGGCCGGAGCCCAGAUGGGCAAUGCAUGCUGGGAAUUGUACUGCCUUGAGCAUGGGAUCCAGCCUGAUGGACAGAUGCCCAGUGAUAAGACAAUCGGAGGGGGAGAUGACUCGUUCAACACCUUCUUCAGUGAGACUGGGGCUGGCAAACACGUUCCUCGUGCAGUCUUUGUGGACCUGGAGCCAACAGUCAUCGAUGAAGUACGCACAGGUACCUACCGCCAGCUGUUCCACCCCGAGCAGCUUAUCACAGGCAAGGAGGAUGCUGCCAACAACUAUGCCCGUGGUCACUACACCAUUGGCAAGGAGAUCAUCGACCUGGUACUCGAUAGGACUCGCAAACUGGCUGACCAGUGCACUGGGCUCCAGGGCUUCCUGAUCUUCCACAGCUUUGGAGGAGGAACCGGCUCUGGGUUCACCUCCCUGUUGAUGGAACGUCUCUCUGUCGACUAUGGGAAGAAGUCCAAGCUUGAAUUUGCUGUUUACCCUGCUCCCCAAGUUUCUACGGCUGUGGUGGAGCCUUACAACUCCAUCCUGACUACCCACACCACCCUUGAGCACUCGGACUGUGCCUUCAUGGUGGACAAUGAGGCCAUCUAUGAUAUCUGCCGCAGGAACCUGGACAUUGAGCGCCCCACCUACACCAACCUCAACAGGCUGAUUGGUCAGAUCGUCUCCUCCAUCACCGCCUCCCUGCGCUUUGAUGGAGCUCUCAAUGUGGACCUGACAGAGUUCCAGACCAACUUGGUGCCCUACCCCCGUAUCCACUUCCCUCUGGCCACCUAUGCUCCAGUCAUCUCUGCUGAGAAGGCCUACCAUGAGCAGCUGUCUGUUGCUGACAUCACCAACGCCUGCUUUGAGCCAGCCAAUCAGAUGGUGAAAUGUGACCCACGUCACGGCAAGUACAUGGCCUGCUGCCUGCUCUACCGUGGUGACGUUGUGCCCAAAGAUGUCAACUCUGCCAUUGCCACUAUCAAGACCAAGCGCACAAUCCAGUUUGUGGACUGGUGUCCCACUGGCUUCAAGGUCGGUAUCAACUACCAGCCACCCACAGUGGUCCCUGGAGGAGAUCUGGCCAAGGUCCAGAGAGCUGUGUGCAUGCUGAGCAACACCACCGCCAUCGCUGAGGCCUGGGCAAGACUUGACCACAAGUUUGACCUGAUGUACGCCAAGAGAGCCUUUGUGCACUGGUAUGUGGGAGAGGGCAUGGAGGAGGGAGAGUUCUCAGAGGCCAGAGAAGACAUGGCAGCCCUGGAGAAGGAUUAUGAAGAGGUGGGUACUGACAGCAUCGGAGAAGAUGAAGAAGGAGAGGAGUACUAAAGGGUGUAACUCCUGAUCUGCUGAUGUUCCAUUAAUAUAGUCUACCUGUCCCGGAUAGUGCAAGUAGUAAAAAAACAACAAAAAGGGUUUAACGGACUAAUAUUGGAAAUCAUUCCAUAGAGUAAGCCCAUUCCACCCAGCUACAAGAAGAACCUCCCUCUCUCACAUCAGCCAUUUUAAAUAAAAUAUGAAAAUAAAA